AGUGAAAAGUCAAAUAAACACAUUAUUGUGUAGGGGUAGAAUUAUACAAAUCAACCAAUAUUCGUUUUAGUACAAUAUAAACGAAAGUGAGUCGUUUGAGUGAGUUCUGGGUCCAUAAAAUAGCAUCAACCUGCGCACGUUGGAGCGUCAUACGUGUCCCAACUCUCUCGUUUCAUGUUGCCAACGAUACUUCAAGAUGACAGCUGGGCAUUUGUUUUGUCAAUGUUAAUAGAAUCAUGGAAAUAGUAUUUCAAUGAAAUAUUCGACAAAUGGAAGAUCAAACAAGUGGUGAGGCAGUUGCUACCCAAUUGGCUGAUUUUAAAAUGACAGCAAGGACCUAUUACACUCUAGCCGUGGAGAAAGUGAGAGAUGUUGUGUCAUCCCUUCCUGAUGACGUAAGGCCAGGUCCUGACCUGUAUGGACUUCCAUGGGAAGCUGUCAUCAUCACUACGUUACUUGGGUUGGGCACCCUCCUAUUGUUCACCUGCAGGUUCUACCAAUGUAUAAAGAGCAGACUAUAUUCUGGCAAAGAGAGGCGGAUGGGCCUGAAGGUGGCUCAACUAUUAGAUGAAAAGUGCAAAGUACUUAAGACUUUGAGUGAGGUUCAACAAAAAUAUGAAAAACUGGAAUCUGCCCUGCGGAAUAGUGGCGUUUUGGCUCACGCCGCAGAGAGGGAGAAUCUGGAGGUGAUGUUCCAGAGGCUGAAACAGUCAAAUACACAGCUUGGAGAUGAUAUAAAAAGGUUAAAGGAGGACCUACAUAUCCAGAGAGCGAGGAGGUUGCAGCAGGAGGAGACGAUUGCAGAUAUGCAGGAAACCCUGAAAACUGUAGAAGAAGAAACCAGGGACCUCAAGUCCCAGACAGAACAGGCACAGACAACCCUAAAAAUAUAUGACAUGAACAGUGAGAGGAAUCAGAAUAAUCUGGAGGCAGCAAAAGAAGAGAAGGCCUUGCUCCAGGAGAAAAAUGCACAGCUGGUCCAGGAAGCAGAGGACUGGGGGGAACGGAUGAGUGAACUGGAGGAGGAGAUGAGGAUGUGUGAGAGCUCCUACACUGGAAUGGUGCAGGAUGCUGCCACCAAAGACGAGAGCAUCAAGUCCCUGACAGACUGCCUGUUGAAGAUAAAGGACUGGGACUCAGUGCUGGAGGACGGAGCCAACGGAGAGGAGAGAAAUGGGGCACGAGGGGUGGAAAAUAGAGAGGGGCCAGAUAACCAUCAACGACAAAGAAUACAGCAACUCAUUCAUGCAGCCAAGAUGAAUGCAGACUUGAAGUCGGUGGAUGAAGACAAGGACAGGGUGUUUGCCAAGCUAGCAGAUGAAGUCAAGGCCAUGGAGGAUCUCCAAGAGGGGAUUAAGAAACUUGAGAAUGAGAAGGACUCUCUGCAGACCGAGAGUGAGAAGUACACGGGCCAGGUGCAGAAACUACAACAGAAACUGCAGAUCAUGACGGAGAUGUACCAGGAGAAUGAGCUCAAACUACACAGGAUGCUGACGGUGGAGGAGAGGGAGCGUCUGCAGAAGGAGGAAAAGCUGACCAAGGCUGACAGGAGUAUCAGCCUGGCCGUGGAGGAGCUCAGCAGCUACAGGCAAAGAGCACAAGACCUGGAGGAUGAGCUGGAGAAGACCAACCAGGCCUACAAGAUCCAGAUAACCUCCCAGGAAAAGAAGGCACACAAUAACUGGCUAGCAGCACGAGCUGCUGACCGUGACCUGGCUGACAUUAAAAGAGAGAAUUCACACCUCAGGCAAAAAUUGACUGAUACUCAAUUCAAGCUAGAUCUGGUGGAGAAAGACCCCUAUGCUCUGGACAACAUGGGCAGACCUCCAUUCAGAGGUGAAAGGUCACCAUAUGGCCCCUCCCCCCUGGGUCACCCUGCCUCCGAGAACAGAACCUUCCUGUCUCCGCCCACCCUGAUGGAUGGCCCGCCACACCUCUCUCCAAACUUCCCUCCCAUGGCACCGGGAGGCAGAGUAUCCCGAGGCCUAGUAGAUCCCACCGGUGGGGUGGACUCUGAUCGGAGUGGUGGUCCUCACUCUGACAGUGGCUCGCUAUCUCCCACCUGGGAGAGGGAUCGCAGGGGCCCACCUAUACCCCCUCCAGGGUAUAUGUAUCCAGACCCAGGCCUUCCCUACAGGAGACCCCUGCCUGGAGCCUUUCCCCUUGGGCCUAUGGGCCCUCCCCCACCCAGAGGCCCUGGUCCUGCUGAGCCCCACAGCUUUGGGCCCCACCCUGGAGAUCAAUCUGACUCAACAUUUAUGGAAAACAGCAUGGGCCCUGGUGAAAAUGAAAGGGAUUCCCACAUGUCAGCACCUGGAGAUCUGAGGAUGGGGCCUCCUCCCUUAGGACCCCCUGGUAUGGGUCCCCUCCCCCCCAUGGACCCUUACUUUGCACGCAGAGGCCCCCCAGGCCCUUACGGACCCCCAGACUUCUUCCCCCCACGAGGUCCAGCAGGGCCACCCAUGGGCAUGCGAGGACCACCUCCCCCGGGAAUGUUUGGGCGAUUUCCACCUCUGCUGCAUAUGGGCUACGCUCCCAUGAGGCCCCACCCAGACAGUUUUCCCCCUGGACCCCCUCCAAGGCCCUCCCCACCAGACAGCGAACAGCCUCCUGACCAGUCCCCUUCUCCACACGAUGUCAUCUGAGCCAUCUCUCCUCCUCCCUAUGAGGGAGAAACUCUCUCUCCGCCUGCUUCCUGUGUGGCACUUCACUUCCUGUUGUGCUGGUAGUGAGCGACUUAGGGUAUGCUUAAAGGAUUGUUUCAUGAAGUGUAACCAAUUGUCAUUUGACUGUCUUUCCCUUUUUUAGAGGCCGACAGUGGAAUUGUUUCCCCACUGUCUCGCACACACACACAAAUUGAUUAGUGGCUUAUUAGGACUGUUGAGAGAAUACAAUACCACCAUGAACUGGAACUACUGAGUGAUCACUGUUGCUAUGUGUUGAAUGCAGUGUCUUUUUGAAGAAGUUCCAUAGUUAUGUGAAUCUGCUGAUGGUGAACUGCCUGUGAGACUGCCUUUUUCUGAGUUGUGACUUGGGCAAAUUUGAGAAGGCUGUGUUUUCUUGCAAUGUCAAAGCCUUUUUCAUUUUACUUUGAAAUAAGCCCCUAAUUUCUCCCUUGCAUUCUUGCCAUGUGUAUAUAUUGUGAGAAGGGAAGUGUGUGUAUACCACCCUUAGUCCAUUCACAUUUUCUGUCAAUUGACCUGAAAGAUGUUCAUUACUUUUUCGCUGGGAGUUCUUGACCGUCCAUAGUUUGAUCAUUAAAUGUCAAGAAAUUACAGUAGUGUUAGCCUUGAGGGAAUAUGAGAUAUUGUGAAAGUCUAAUAAAUUAUGCUCAAGUGUUUAGUUGUCUUACAUUUUCAUAGAUCAAAUGAUUUAGGGGAUAAGGAUGGAAUCACAAAUUAUAGAAUAAAUGAAUGGCAGCUCA
Molecule: messenger RNA, 3424 nt
Organism: Oncorhynchus keta (chum salmon)
Lineage: Eukaryota; Metazoa; Chordata; Actinopteri; Salmoniformes; Salmonidae
Product: melanoma inhibitory activity protein 2-like
Exons: 23
Coding region: 270-2645 (791 amino acids)
Biological process (GO): endoplasmic reticulum to Golgi vesicle-mediated transport; vesicle cargo loading; protein secretion
Cellular component (GO): endoplasmic reticulum membrane; endoplasmic reticulum exit site
Source: RefSeq, a predicted model, not a curated record